AUGUCGAAACACACUUCUUCUCGGCCUCACUACACGCUUGCUGAGGGUCGGCCUGUUGCCAACCCAAACACCGCUCUGCAGAUCUCCAGGCCCGCUGGCGGUGGCCUGCUCCUGCUGCAAGACACCCAGCUGCUCGAGACCUUGGCUCACUUCAACCGCGAACGCAUUCCUGAACGAGUCGUCCACGCCGCGGCCGCCGGUGCCUAUGGCGAGUUCGAGGUGACCCACGACGUGUCCGACAUCACGUCCGCCGACUUCCUGAACGGCAUCGGCAAGAAGACGCGCGUGCUGGCGCGCAUCUCGACCGUCGGCCCUGAGAAAGGCGGUGCCGACGCCGUGCGAGACGUGCGCGGCUUCGCGGUCAAGUUCUACACGAAGGAGGGUAACAACGACUGGGUUUUCAACGACAUUCCCGUCUUCUUCGUCCGCGACCCGAUCAAGUUCCCGUCAAUGAACCGCUCCCACAAGCGGCACCCGCAGACCAACUGCCAUGACCCGAACAUGUUCUGGGACUUCCACGCGCACAACCAAGAGGGCAUCCAUGCGCUCAUGCACAUCCUCAGCGACCGGGGCACGCCCGCCUCGCUCCGUCACAUCCACGGCUUCAGCGGCCACACGUACAAAUUCACCAAGCCGGACGGCUCCUUCAAAUACGUCAAGAUCCACCUCAAGUCCAACCAGGGCAUCAAGACGCUCAACCGGCACGAGGCGGCCAAGCUCAACGGCGAGAACCCCAACCACCACACCGAGGACCUGUUCAACGCCAUCGAGCGCGGCGACUACCCCAGCUGGACCGUCUACGUGCAGGUCAUGGACCCCAAGGACGCCGAGAAGUACCGCUGGAACAUCUUCGACCUGACGCGUGUGUGGCCGCACAAGGACUAUCCGCUGCGGCCGAUCGGGAAGCUGACGCUGAACGAGAAUCCCAAAAACUACUUCGAGGACAUUGAACAGGCCGCCUUUUCGCCGUCGACAAUGGUCCCAGGCAUUGCGCCGUCUGCCGAUCCGAUCCUGCAAGCCCGCAUGUUCGCCUACCCCGACGCCGCGCGCUACCGCCUGGGCCCCAACUACCAGCAGCUGCCACCCAACGCAGCCAAAUGCCCCGUGUACUCGCCGUACCAGCGCGACGGCUUCCCGUCGAUCAAGGGCAACUACGGCGGCGAUCUCAACUACGUGGGCUCGGGCGUGCUGCCGGUCUCGACGCGCGACAUCCCCGAGAACCACCACGACCACUGGGUCGGCCAAGUCACCGCUUUCUCGUCCGAGGUCACCGACGAGGAUUUUGUCCAGCCGCGCGAUCUGUGGCAGAGGGUGCUGGCCAAGCAGCCCGGUCAGCAGGAGAAUCUGAUUGACAACGUGGCCAGUUUUGUGGCUGGUGCGCAGCCGGAUAUUCGGAAGAAGACUUACGAAAUGUUCUCCCGCGUCGACAAGGACCUGGGCAGGCGUAUUGCGGAGCAGGUCAAGAAGUACAACAACGGGUCUUCUUAA
Molecule: messenger RNA, 1488 nt
Organism: Rasamsonia emersonii CBS 393.64
Lineage: Eukaryota; Fungi; Ascomycota; Eurotiomycetes; Eurotiales; Trichocomaceae
Product: Catalase
Exons: 10
Coding region: 1-1488 (495 amino acids)
Biological process (GO): hydrogen peroxide catabolic process; response to hydrogen peroxide
Cellular component (GO): cytoplasm; peroxisome; mitochondrion
Molecular function (GO): heme binding; catalase activity
Source: RefSeq, a predicted model, not a curated record